Molecule: messenger RNA, 533 nt
Organism: Etheostoma cragini (Arkansas darter)
Lineage: Eukaryota; Metazoa; Chordata; Actinopteri; Perciformes; Percidae
Exons: 2
Coding region: 116-394 (92 amino acids)
Molecular function (GO): protein binding
Source: RefSeq, a predicted model, not a curated record
AGUAUCCUCAGUCCCCCUCUUUCUUACGUCAAAUAAUUGGCAACGCCCUGGAAAACUUGUCAGCGGCGCAGCCGAAAGCAGCAGCAUUAUCAACUCGCACCCAGACAGAACCAACAUGGGGAAGAUCUACCAGGUCAUUGUGCACGGACUGAGGGGGGAUAAGAUGAUGAUCGACCUAUGCAACACAGAUGAGCAGUUUAAGAGCAUGACGGUGCUGCAGCUGAAGAAGAAGAUAGCGGAGAAGCUUCCCGAGAGCGCAGGAGAAGAGGCUCUCCGGCUGAUCUUCACAGACAAGAUGCUGGAUGGAGACUCCGAGCCGCUGACUGGAUUUGGAAUCCAGCACCUGUCUGUGAUCCAAAUGGUGGUGAGGGUUCCUGGAGGGUGGACCGCUUGACAGAGACGACCAUCAGCUCCUGCUGCUGCUGUUUACAUAUUUUAAAGCUUUGCUGUAAAAGGCUGUUUUGUGCAAUACUCAUUUGAUGUUCCCAUUUUUAAGCUGUUGCUGUACAAAUAAAGUUCUGCCCGAUGCCUUG